Molecule: messenger RNA, 3763 nt
Organism: Saccostrea cuccullata (small rock oyster)
Lineage: Eukaryota; Metazoa; Mollusca; Bivalvia; Ostreida; Ostreidae
Product: double-stranded RNA-specific adenosine deaminase-like
Exons: 10
Coding region: 30-3572 (1180 amino acids)
Biological process (GO): RNA processing; adenosine to inosine editing
Cellular component (GO): cytoplasm; nucleolus
Molecular function (GO): tRNA-specific adenosine deaminase activity; double-stranded RNA binding; double-stranded RNA adenosine deaminase activity
Source: RefSeq, a predicted model, not a curated record
GAAAGAAGAAUGUCACCAAAUAAAAAGAAAUGGUAAUGGCGGCAAGAGAGGCCAAUCGAAAGAAAAUUGUCGAGUAUUUGAAUCAAUCUAACGACAAAACAAGGACCUUGAAAGACAUAGUUCGUCAUGUAGGAACAGACAGAAAAUCCAUUAACCAAAUACUCUAUGCACUGAAGCGUCAUAAUUUUUUAGAGCAGGUGUCGGGCAUUCCUCCUGUUUGGAAACUCCGGAGCUAUGCACAGGCGCUUAGAGCUCCAAUAUGGCCCCAAAAUAAUAAAUACACCGCCCGUAUAGCGUCUCCUACAAAGAAACUGAAACAUACCAGAGAGACCUUUCAGAUCAAUCCUCAGCAGGCACAGAAAAUUAUACAGUUCCUCCAAACCCAAAAUAUGCCUAUCAAAUCUAUAGACAUAGCUAGACAUUUAGGCUUCAGAACAUCAAGAGAAAUUAAUCCCACAUUAUACCACAUGGAGAAAACUGGAAUAGUGCAAAGGUCUGGAGAUAGGGGGUCAGUAACAUGGAUCCUAAAUCCUGCAGAAGGGACGCAGCAAGCUGCCUUGUUGGAUGACCCGGGAAUAGUGGGAGUUGGGAUGCUACAGAAUUCACCACAAUUUGCAUAUGUAGAACCACAACAGGACUCUGGAGGUAUAAAAGUGGAAGGCCAAUUUGAACAGUCUUUUAAUGCUUCGAAUACUUUUAACAGCAAUUUUAGUCAAUGUGCAAGUGCUGAUGUGAGUAUCGAGGAUCCGUUCAUGGGAAAUCUUACGAGUAAUCAGUUAUCUGAGAUCGAGUACGAGUCUUCGCAAUCGGAACCUAGUCUGAAUUUGGAUCAAAUAAACGAUGCCAAAAGGACUUUAAGAAGCAAAGGUUACAUCGACGAUGAGAGUGAUGUAACGAGUGUUGGCGAAGACACAGAGAAUGAAAUGGAAACAUAUCUUGCUCCUCUUCAGUCCACUCCUCUGGUGACCAGUCCUGAAGAUAAUUCAGGGAGUCAGUUAGAGGACACUGGUAGCAGUGCUACAGCACCUUACUAUCAAAGUGACAGUGAUAUGAGUGAACCUGGGCAGAUGGACCAAGUAUUGAAAGGGUUGUUAAAGUGUCCCAAUAGUACAGGGGUGAAUUUCGUUAUUGCUAGCAAAGCUGGCCUAGAAAAAGGUGAGGUUGAAGAUAUUCUACAGAACUGUUUAAAAUCAAAAUAUGUUUCCACAACUAAUUCUCCAUCAGGGACUAUUUACAUGCUAACAGAAAAAGGUGAAAAUUAUAUUAAGAGCAAAAUAGGGAAAAUGGAAACAAAAGGACUUAUGACAGUACAGCAGAUAUGUGCUCCUCCUCGAAACAUGAAAAAGGAAUUUACAGGUCCCCCACCAGUGCCAGCCACUCUUGUGAACAACCCUAACAGUGAAUUUUGUAACACUGACCUUUCAAAGCUACAAAAUCGUGAUGAACAAACAAUUACCCACACCAUCAGUAAUAAAAGAGAAAACAUGAACAUUCAAGAUAGUCCUGGUCCUCAACCUUUAAUGUCCAUUAACUUUACAGAAAGUAAUUCCCAGCCAUUUGGAGGUACAAAUACAAGGGCACCUUUUUCAAGUUUACCCCCAUCUUUAAACACUGUACAGUCUAGUUUUAAUUUUCAGCAGAGGGGUCCGCCUACAACAUUUGGAAGAGGGAGGGGGAGAGGUUUGAUGAAUUAUCAGAGUACCAGCACUAGUGGUUCACCUGGCGGCUUCACACGCCCCCCUCCUCCAGUGGAGGUGAUCAGAAAACAGUUAAAUCAGACAGGUAUUUCACCCAGGUGUGAGGCAGAGGCAAACAUGGGGAUUUCUACCAGUAAUGUCAGUAUAGGGCUGCAGAGACUUGCAGGACAGUCAGCAUCAAGUCCACCACAGACAUUUUAUCAACAGCAAAGCAUGUCCAAUUCUUCAAAUUGUUUACCACGUGUUGAUUCAGGAUUACAAGACAGUGGAAGUGGGCCUAGAUCCCUUGGAUUGCCCAUGAGGCCCAGUAUGUAUCCCGGUGGAAUGGACCCCCAGCCACAGUCCUUGCCUCCCAUGGGAAGUACAAGAUUGUUAAAUCCUUUUGAGCCAAGUCCUCUGGAUCUGAAUUCAGAAAGUUUUGCAGCUCUUAACAAAAAUCCUGUCAGUGCUCUGAUGGAAUAUGCCCAGUCACGUCACCAGGAGGCAGAAAUCCGAGUCAUUUCCCAAAGUGGGCCUUCCCAUAAACCUAAGUUUGUUAUGGGUGUGUUCAUUGGUGGUAAGCAGAUUGCAGAAGUGACUUGUUCCAACAAGAAAGAUGGCAGAAAGGAAGCAGCAGACAAGGCUUUGAGGGCACUUAUUGCUUCUGGUGACUACAAAGGCACAAAUAGUGCUGCUGCAUCAAAGCCUCAAGUAUCUAUAGACAAAAUGACCCACUUUGACAAAAUGGCAGCACUGGUCCACAGGUCUUUUAAUGAGCUUUCGGCCAGCAUCAGUGAAAAUUUCUCAGGGAGGAAAGUUAUCGCAGGACUCGUGAUGAAAAUGGCUCCAGAUGACAUUGGAACAGUCAUCGCUAUAGGGACAGGAAAUAGGUGUAUCACAGGGCCACAAUUAAGUCUUGAGGGAAACACAGUCAAUGAUUCUCAUGCAGAAAUCAUCACAAGAAGAGGAUUUAUAAGGUUUUUAUACAAGCAGCUGAUGACCUAUAAUCCUGCCAAGAAUCAUCGACUUUUUGAGCCGUCACCAACUGGAAAAAUCCGCUUGAAGAAAAACAUCACAUUUCAUUUGUAUAUUUCUACUGCUCCUUGUGGAGAUGGAGCCUUAUUCUCUCCAAGAGAUGAAGCCUCAAACAAUGCUGUACUGAGCAAUAUAGAUGACAGAACACACACGCCCACUUUCACCAGUGCUGCCCAGGGGCUGGUCCGAACCAAAAUGGAGGGAGGUGAAGGAACUAUUCCAGUAGAGGACGAUUUCACAGCUCAGACUUUUGAUGGGAUCCAAAGGGGAGAAAGGCUGCGAACCAUGUCCUGUACAGAUAAAAUUUGUCGCUGGAACGUAGUCGGAAUGCAGGGGGCAUUACUCAGUCAUAUUCUGGAUCCUGUUUAUCUUGAUUCAUUGACUUUAGGAUUACUAUAUGAUCAUGGUCAUCUGUCCCGUGCCAUUUGUUGCCGUCUUGCCCGAGGGGAUCCAGACAUCAACUCCCAGCUCCCCGACUCCUACCAUCUGAACCACCCCUGGCUGGGUAGGGUCACGGUCUGUGAUGUCCCCAGGGAGACCCAGAAGACAAAGGCCUUCAGUGUCAAUUGGUGCUUUGCUGAUGCACAACCUGAGGUCACUGAUGGAACUCUGGGAUUGUGUUGCACAAGCAUUGAGAAGACUUUAUUUUCUCGCUGUUCCAAGAGGAAUUUAUACGAUAGCUUCAAAGAAGUGUGUCUGAAACUAGGAAAAAACAAUUUACUGAAUUUCCAGACUUACGGAAAGGCCAAACAAGCAGCAACUGAAUUUCAGACAGCUAAAAAGGCACUAGUUUUGAAGUUAAAGCAAAACAAUUUUGGAACAUGGGUCUCUAAGCCCCCAGAGGAAGAAAUGUUCUCCUAAUUUCCAGCUUACUGCAUAAUAUUUUACGGUGCUUAUAAAUGGCAUAGGGGGCAUUACUGACAUUCAAUACUGCUUUUUGAAUGUAACAAUUUCGUUUUUACCCUGUGAAAUUAUUUAACACUUUUAUUAUUAUUUUUUUUUUUGAUAAUCUAUAUGUUUACUGCACAGAAAGAAUCUGUUUGUUUCUUUAG